Molecule: messenger RNA, 7191 nt
Organism: Canis lupus familiaris (dog)
Lineage: Eukaryota; Metazoa; Chordata; Mammalia; Carnivora; Canidae
Gene: ABCA7
Product: ATP binding cassette subfamily A member 7
Exons: 46
Coding region: 544-7191 (2215 amino acids)
Biological process (GO): lipid transport; transmembrane transport
Cellular component (GO): intracellular membrane-bounded organelle; membrane
Molecular function (GO): ATP binding; lipid carrier activity; ABC-type transporter activity
Source: RefSeq, a predicted model, not a curated record
GGGCCGUAGAGCCAGCGCGGGACACGCCUCUUAAAGGGGCCGCAAUCCGGGGCCGCAGUCCCGGCGGAGGGAAGGCGGCAAGAGGGGGGCUGGAAAGUUUCCCUAGGGUGCAACGAUGAAGUAGGGCCGCGCUGGGCAGCUGCAGGCGAGGUGGGCGUCAGGAAUCGCUCGUUCCAGGAGCGCGCAUCGCCGCGUCGGGUCCUUACGCCCGUUCGGGCUCCCGGGUGGAGUCUGGGGGCGGAAGAGUUGAGACGAGCCCCCCGCCCCCCGCCCGCCCCCCGAAUUACCUGCUAGCCCCGCGGAUCCCCGCCCCGCCGGGAGCGGCAGCCCAGGCAGCCAAUCAGGUGCGAGCACGGCGCCGGGCGGGGCUCCCAUUGGCCACUCCGCCCGCGACCCGAGAGACCCUUUACUCAGCGGCUGCUGUCGGGGGCGUCCAGAGCCCUGCACCGGGCACGGAGCAGCGAGGGCCAGAGCGGCCAGGGUGCGCCGCGGGCACAGGCACGUCCUCGGCCCGACCCCGUCGGGGCCCCGUCCGUCCCCACCAUGGCCUUCUGGACGCACCUAAUGCUGCUGCUUUGGAAGAAUUUCCUGUAUCGCAGGAGACAGCCGGUCCAGCUCCUGGUGGAGUUGCUGUGGCCCCUCUUUCUCUUCUUCAUCCUGGUGGCCGUCCGCCACUCCCACCCCCCACUGGAGCACCACGAAUGCCACUUCGCCAACAAGCCGCUGCCCUCGGCCGGCACCGUCCCUUGGCUCCAGGGUCUCGUCUGCACCCUGAACAACACCUGCUUCCCGCAGCCCACGCCCGCCGAGCAGCCCGGCGUCCUCAGCAACUUCAGGGACUCCCUGGUCUCCCGGCUCCUGGCAGAUGCCCACACCGUCCUGGGGGGGCCCAGUGCCCGCAGAACGCUGACCAGCCUGGGAAAGCUGAUGCCAACACUGAGCGCCGCCGGCAGAGCAGCCCGGCCUCAACCCAGUGACCCAGCGCAAGACCGACCACCCCCUGAGCUGCUGGGGACACUGCUUGGGAAGGAAUCCCUGGGGUCUGUGCUGGGCCACGCCCAGGAGUCCGUGGCCGACUUCGUGGAGGCCGCAGAGGACCUGGCCCAGGAGCUCCUGGCACUGCCCAGCCUGGUGGAGCUGCGGGCGCUGCUGCGAAGACCCCAAGGACCUGGAGGUCCCCUGGAGGCUGUAUCGGAGGCCCUCUGCGGUGCCCGGGGGCCCGGCAUCCCAGGGGGGCCCUCCCUCGGCUGGCACGAGGCCGUCCACCUGAAGGAGCUGGUGGGGCAGGAGGCGCUACCCGACAGCGGCCUGAGCCCGGCCUGUGCCCAGCUCGUGGGGACCCUGGAGACCCACCCGCUGUCCCGCCUGCUCUGGAGGCGCCUGAAGCCGCUGGUGCUGGGGAAGCUGCUGUUCACGCCCGACACGGCGUUCACCAGGCAGCUCAUGGCCCAGGUGAACCGGACCUUCCAGGAGCUGGCUCUGCUGAAGGACAUCCCGGAGGUGUGGGCUGCCCUGGGACCCCAGCUCUUCCGCUUCUUGAACGACAGUUUGAACGUGGCCAUGCUGCAGAAGCUCCUGCAAGUUCAGGACAGAGGAAGGAGGCGGCCGGGGUCCCGAGGCCAGGACCGGGCCCAGGCCCUUCUCACCUUUCUGGACCCCCGUGGGGACGGCUACGGCUGGCGGGACGCCCAUGCUGACGUGGGGCACCUGGUGGGCCUGCUGGGCCACGUGAUGGAGUGUGUGACCCUGGACAAGCUGGAGGCUGCACCGUCGGAGGCAGCCCUGGUGGCGCGCAGCCUGGAGCUGCUCGCAGAGCGCCGCUUCUGGGCCGGGGUCGUCUUCCUGGGGCCCGAGGACCCUGGGGACCCCGCUGGGCCCAGUGGACCCGGCCACGUGCGCAUGAAGAUCCGCAUGGACAUUGACGCUGUCACGAGGACCAACAAGAUCAGGGACAGGUUCUGGGACCCUGGCCCGGCCGCUGACCCCCUCGCUGACCUGCGCUACGUGUGGGGAGGCUUCGUGUACCUGCAGGACCUGCUGGAGGGCGCGGCUGUGCGCGUGCUGGGCGGCUCCGAGCCCCGGGCCCGCCUGUACCUGCAGCAGAUGCCCUACCCCUGCUACGUGGAUGAUGCGUUCCUGCGCGUGCUGGGCCGCUCGCUGCCGCUGUUCCUGACGCUGGCCUGGAUCUACUCGGUGGCGCUGGCGGUGAAGGCCGUGGUGCGCGAGAAGGAGACCCGGCUGCGGGCCACCAUGCGGGCCAUGGGGCUGGGCGCGGCCGUGCUGUGGCUCGGCUGGUUCCUCAGCAGCCUCGGGCCCUUCCUCCUCAGCUCGGCGCUGCUCGUGCUGGUGCUCAAGCUCGGGGACAUCCUCCCCUACAGCCACCCGGCCGUGGUCUUCCUGUUCCUGGCGGCCUUCGCGGUGGCCACCGUGGUGCAGAGCUUCCUCCUGAGCGCCCUCUUCUCCCGCGCCAACCUGGCCGCCGCCUGCGGGGGCCUCGCCUACUUCGUGCUGUACCUGCCCUACGUGCUGUGCGUGGCCUGGCGGGACCAGCUGCCUGCGGGCGGCCUGGCGGCUGUGAGCCUUCUGUCGCCUGUGGCCUUUGGGUUCGGCUGCGAGAGCCUGGCGCUGCUGGAGGAGCAGGGGGAAGGCGCCCAGUGGCACAACAUGGGCACCGCGCCCGCCCCCGAGGUCUUCAGCCUGGCGUGGGUCUCGGGCGUCCUGCUGCUGGACGCUGUGCUCUACGGCCUGGCCACGUGGUACCUGGAGGGGGUCUGCCCAGGCCAGUACGGGAUCCCCAAACCGUGGACCUUCCCCUUUCGGAGGAGCUAUUGGCUCGGACCUUGCUCUCCCGUCGCCUCCCCCCCGCCUCCCACUCCGAGGGACCCAGAGGUGCUCACAGAGGAGGUGCCGCCGGGCCUGACCCCCGGGGUCUCCAUUCGGGGCCUGGAGAAGCGCUUUCCGGGCAACCCGCAGCCGGCCCUGUGCGGGCUCAGCCUGGACUUCUACGAGGGCCACGUCACCGCCCUGCUGGGUCACAACGGCGCCGGCAAGACCACCACGCUGUCCAUACUGAGCGGUCUCUUCCCGCCCACGGGGGGCUCCGCCUACAUCCUGGGCCACGACAUCCAGUCCAGCCUGGCAGCCGUCCGGCCCCACCUGGGCGUCUGCCCGCAGUACAACGUGCUGUUCGACCUGCUGACGGUGGACGAGCACAUCUGGUUCUACGGGCGGCUGAAGGGCCUGAGUGCCGCUGCCGUCCGCCGCGAGCAGGCCCGGCUCCUGCAGGACGUGGGGCUCGUCCCCAAGCGCCGUGCACAGACGCGCCACCUGUCUGGUGGGAUGCAGAGGAAGCUGUCAGUGGCCAUGGCCUUCGUGGGUGGCUCCCGGGUGGUCAUCCUGGAUGAGCCCACUGCCGGCGUGGAUCCUGCCUCUCGCCGCAGCAUUUGGGAGCUGCUGCUCAAAUACCGGGAAGGUCGCACGCUGAUCCUCUCCACCCACCACCUGGACGAGGCAGAGGUCCUGGGAGACCGCGUGGCCGUGGUGGCGGGAGGCCGCGUGUGCUGCUGCGGUUCCCCGCUCUUCCUGCGCCGUCACCUGGGCUCCGGCUACUACCUGACGCUGGCGAAGGCGCGCCCGUCCCCGGCCGCCGGCGGAGAGGUGAGGGCUGAGCCGACCCCCGAGCCCGAGCGCCAGGCCUGCAGCCGGGUGGCCGUGACAGCCGUGCCCUCCGCCCGCAGGGGAACGCUGACUCGGAGGCCGCCGCGGGGCCCGGGCGGGAGGCGGAGCGGGCCGGCCAGCGCAGCGCAGCUGGUGAGUGGGGGCAGCGCCCCGAGACGCCUCAUGGGACCCUGGGCCUCGGACCGCACGGAACCCGAAUCCCGGCCCUUUCACCCGGCCUGGCUGAGCGCACCCGCCGACCCACCGCUGCCCAGGGCCCGCCCCGGGCACCUCACCUCAGCCUCCUGCGCCGGAGCGGGCUCCUCGGGGCCACGUGCCGCCCAGCUGCUCUCGUUUGUGCAGCAGCUGGUGCCUGGGGCGCGGCUGGUGGAGGAGCUGCCCCACGAGCUGCUGCUGGUGCUGCCCUACGGGGGCGCCGUGGACGGCAGCUUUGCCAGGCUCUUCCGGGAGAUGGACCGGCGGCUGGGGGAGCUGGGGCUGGCCAGCUACGGGAUCUCCGACACCAGCCUCGAGGAGAUCUUCCUGAAGGUGAUGGAGGACCAUGCUGUGGACACAGACCUGGAGGGUCAUGGCCGCAGGCAGCAGCCCCCGAGCACAGGCCCAGACAGGACCACACGGCUCAAGACUGUACCGGAGCCGCCGGCCCAGGAGAACGGGGAGCUCGCUCUGUCUGCCCCAGAAACACAGGCCCUGCAGGGCUCCAGGCCGCUCGCCGCGGGCCGCCUCCGGGGCUGGCCGCUGACCCGCCAGCAGCUCCGCGCCCUGCUUCUCAAGCGCUUCCUGCUUGCGUGCCGCAGCCGCCGGGGCCUGUUUGCCCAGAUCGUGCUGCCCGCCCUCUUCGUGGGCCUGGCGCUGCUGUUCAGCCUCAUCGUGCCGCCCUUCGGACACUACCCAGCUCUGCAGCUCAGGCCCAGCAUGUACGGCGCCCAGGUGUCCUUCUUCAGUGAGGACGCCCCGGGGACCUCGGACCAAGCCCGCCUGCUGGCGAUGCUGCUGGAGGAGGCGGGACUCGGGGAGGGGGCGCACCGGCAGGACGGCUCUGCCAGGACGCCUGGGUGCACACAGCCCGCCGCCUGCCGGUUCUGGGCGCCGGAGGUGCCCGCGGCCGUGGCUGAGGUCUUGGCCAGCGGCAACUGGACGCCCGGGUCGCCGUCCCCCGCCUGCCGCUGCAGCCAGCCCGGAGCGCGGCGCCUGCUGCCCGACUGCCCCGCGGCGGCCGGUGGCCCCCCUCCGCCCCAGGCGCUGGCCGGCUCCGGAGAGGUGGUGCAGAACCUGACGGGCCGCAACCUGUCCGACUUCCUGGUGAAGACCUACCCGCGCCUGGUGCAGCGGGGCCUGAAGACCAAAAAGUGGGUGAAUGAGGUCAGGUAUGGGGGCUUCUCCUUGGGGGGCCGAGACCCAGGCCUGCCCUCAGGGCAGGAGGUCAGCCGCUCGGUGGAGGAGCUGCAGGCGCUGCUGAGCCCCCCGCCCGGCGGGGCCCUAGACCGCAUCCUGAACAACCUCACGGCCUGGGCUCGCAGCCUGGAUGCCGAGGACAGCCUCAAGAUCUGGUUCAACAACAAGGGCUGGCACGCCAUGGUGGCCUUUGUCAACAGAGCCAACAACGCGCUCCUACACACCCGCCUGCCCCCGGGCCCUCCCCACCAUGCCCACAGCAUCACCACGCUCAACCACCCACUGAAUCUCACCAAGGAGCAGCUGUCGGAGGUGGCGCUGAUGGCCUCCUCGGUGGACGUGCUGGUGUCCAUCUGUGUGGUCUUCGCCAUGUCUUUUGUCCCAGCCAGCUUCACCCUCGUGCUCAUCGAGGAGCGUGUCACCAGGGCGAAACACCUGCAGUUUAUGGGGGGCCUGCCUCUCACUCUCUACUGGCUCAGCAACUUUCUGUGGGACAUGUGUAACUACUUGGUGUCAGCGUGCAUCGUGGUGCUCAUCUUCCUGGCCUUCCAGCAGAAGGCGUACGUGGCCCCCGCCAACCUGCCCGCCCUCCUGCUGCUGCUGCUGCUCUAUGGCUGGUCCAUCACGCCGCUCAUGUACCCGGCCUCCUUCGUCUUCUCCGUGCCCAGCACGGCCUACGUGGUGCUCACCUGCAUCAACCUGUUUGUUGGCAUCAAUGGCAGCAUGGCCACCUUCGUGCUCGAGCUGUUCUCUGACAAGAAGCUGCAGGACGUGAGUCGGGUCCUGAAGCAGGUCUUCCUUGUCUUCCCCCACUUCUGCUUGGGUCGGGGGCUCAUCGACAUGGUGCGGAACCAGGCCAUGGCUGACGCCUUUGAGCGCUUAGGAGACGGGCAGUUCCAGUCACCCCUGCGCUGGGAGGUGGUCGGCAAGAACCUCGUGUGCAUGGCGGUGCAGGGUCCGCUCUUCCUCCUCUUCACGCUCCUGUUGCAGCACUGCAACCGCCUCCUGCCACAACCCCGGCUGAGGUCGCUGCCCCCCCUGGGGGAGGAGGAUGAGGACGUGGCCCGAGAGCGGGAACGGGUGGUGCACGGGGCCACCCAGGAGGACGUGCUGGUGCUGAGAGACCUGACCAAGGUGUACCACGGGCAGAGGACACCGGCUGUCGACCGCCUGUGCCUGGGGAUCCCUCCUGGUGAGUGUUUCGGGCUGCUGGGAGUGAACGGAGCGGGGAAGACGUCCACGUUUCGCAUGGUGACCGGGGACAUGCUGCCCAGCGGUGGCGAGGCUGUGCUGGCAGGUCACAGCGUGGCCCGGGAGCCGGCCGCCGCGCACCGCCACAUGGGCUACUGCCCGCAGUCCGACGCUGUCUUCGAGCUGCUGACGGGCCGGGAGCACCUGGAGCUGUUCGCGCGCCUGCGCGGCGUCCCCGAGGCUCAGGUCGCCCAGACGGCGAGCGGGGGCCUGGCACACCUGGGGCUCCGCCAGUGCGCGGACCGACCCGCGGGCACCUACAGUGGCGGCAACAAGAGGAAGCUGGCGACGGCGGUGGCGCUGGUGGGGGACCCGGCUGUGGUCUUCCUGGACGAGCCGACCACUGGCAUGGACCCCAGCUCGCGGCGCUUUCUCUGGAACAGGCUCCUGGCCGUGGUGCGGGAGGGCCGCUCAGUGGUGCUCACGUCGCACAGCAUGGAGGAGUGCGAGGCCCUGUGCACGCGCCUGGCCAUCCUGGUGGACGGGCGGUUCCGCUGUCUGGGCAGCGCGCAGCACCUGAAGAGCAGGUUCGGAGCGGGCCACACGCUGACCCUGCGGGUGCCCGCAGCGCGGGCCGACUCGGCCGUGGCCUUCGUGGGGGCGGCGUUCCCGGGGGCCGAGCUGCGCGGGGCGCACGGCAGCCGCCUGCGCUUCCAGCUGCCGCCGGGAGGGCGCUGCGCCCUGUCCCGCGUCUUCGGGGAGCUGGCGGCGCGCGGGGCGGAGCUGGGCGUGGACGACUUCUCCGUGAGCGGGACGGCGCUGGAGGAGGUGUUCCUCGACUUCUCCGCGGCGCAGGGGCAGCGCGAGGCCCGCACGCAGGACGCGGGGGCGGGCACGGACCCCUGCGCGGCCGAGUCUGCGCUCUGA